This is a messenger RNA of Paramuricea clavata, 3687 nucleotides long. NCBI's taxonomy places the organism in Eukaryota, Metazoa, Cnidaria, Anthozoa, Malacalcyonacea, Plexauridae. The record is from the annotation of a GenBank genome assembly.
AUGGGCACAGAAACUGUACGGACUAAAUGUGCAGCUUGGAGCAGGUAUGUGUUUUGUAAUGGGAAACCAUUAAGACCAGGUAGUUUCUCAUUUUGCAAGUUAUGAUCGCAAAACCUCCCCACAACUAUUCUUAAGUACCAAGGAUUACGAAAAACCAAAACUGUCGCUCUAAAAUUAUUCUCGAUAUCGGAUAUAUAAAUAGGAAAUUUCAAAAAUAUCGUAUUUGUGCAUGCUUUAUGUUUUGAAUUUUCAUAAACUGCAUAAUUUUAUAAUUGUCAUAAAGUGUACAAAGUUAUUUUUAUCCAUGACGCCGAAAAUUUACCGCGAGACUAUUUCCACAGGUGAUUUUUGACUUUUUAAUUUUUGUGAAAACACAUGCAGCUGAAUUUUGUAUAAUUUCACGGUUUUGAUAUUAACUUGCUUUCGUAUAAACUUGCUUGCGUGUUGCGUUAAUAUAUAAUUUAAGUAACUUGCUUUCGGUUGCUCUUUGUGAAAUUAUUGUUGUACAUGUCGCAAGAAGCUGAAACGUCUCAUAAGCGAAGCAAAACAGUCGAACCCAAAUAGCGAGCUGUCUCACCUAUCCGAGUCUCAUGACUCUGACUUCUUACCCAGGUAUAUAGUAUACUAUAUAUACUGCAUUUGUAAAUUAUCAUGAUAUCUAGUGAAAUAAAGAUUUGCUCAGUUUUCGAAGAUAUCUCUCAAUAAAAUACGUAUUUGUACUUUGUACUGAAGAGUUCUAAUCUUAGAUAAUGAAUAUACAUGUUUGUGCUUCCUACAUUAGAUCAGCAAAAGAAUGCGUGGCUGAAUGUAUCAGAAAUGCUAUGCUCUCACCACCCCCAGCCACCCCACCCCCAGCAACACCUUCUGGAGAUUCUGAAUGGCUACCAGAAACACCCGACCAGAAUGUCAAUGACGAAAGUCUUACUACCUUCAACGAAUGUUUUUCAACGCUGUCCACUAUGUUGCCCAGCACUAACGAGUUUAAACCUCUUCAGUCAAGACUGUCUUCAACGUGGGAAGAGGCAUCACGGAAAGAUCAAGAGCAGUGCAUAAAGACAGCUAAAGUAGCUUGCGAGAUGAUAUGUGAUGUUAUUGCUCCUAACGCCAAAGAUGAACUUCUGAAGUCCCUUGGCCUUGGCACAGCUGAACAGGACGCACAGUCCGUUUCCAAAGAGUUGGAUAUAUUAAUGUGGACUUAUAUGAACGCGCCGUCAAAAUCUUUAAAAACGCAAAUACUCAGCAUUUACGCUGAUUGGUAUCCUGUGAAAGUCCUCAUGAGAAGGCAUGAAAAAUAUGAAAAAAUUACCGAAUGGCAAGUGCGAAAAGCUAAAGAGCAUGCGAAGAAAACUGGCCCUGGUAUUCCGGUUGAAAAUUUAAAGAGACAUCGUGUGCGAGUAGACAUGGAAAAAGUGGAUCAUUUUCUUGACUUUAUAAACAGGCCAUACUUUUAUCAGGAUGUCGCGUUCGGUACACGCAAUCUGGAAUUGGAGAGUGGAGAAAUACUUACAAUGCCAAAUGUUGUACGCAUUGUCACUAGAUCUACAAUGAUUGCUCUCUAUAUAAGUUUGUGCAAAGAUGAAGAGUUUGAAGCAUUAAGCCGAUCGACACUUUACAGAAUCUUAGAAGUAAGAAAGUCAUCGCAGCGUAAAUCACUUCAAGGGCUGGAUAAUACAGCUGCUGACGGUGCAGCUGCUUUUGAUACUCUAGAGACAGUUCUUGGUCAGAUAAAGAAAUUUGGAGUUUCAACAAAGUGGAUUAAAUCUACAAAAACAGCCUUGAGAGAAAGCAAGAGGUAUCUCAAAACCCAGUACAAAGAUAAUUGUAGAGAAGAUAGUUCUUGUGCUGAUCACUGUCACGUGUUUGCUUUAAGUGAUGAAAAAGAUAAGGAUUUUCAAAAAUCUUGUCAUGAUUAUCACAACACCAUUUGCGACAAAUGUGAAAAACUGAAAAACGUAUUUGAAGAAAUUGAAAACAAGUGCAAUGAAACUGUACAAAGUGAUACAGAGAUUCGCGAAGAUCUUCUUUACGACAUAAACAAUUCGAAAACAUCAAUUGAAAAUUGGAAAGCGCAUAUACUAAGAUCUGAAAAUCAAGACCGUGCGAAACAAGACGUCUUGAAAAGCGUCAACUCCAAUACAAUAUUGAUCUUGUUAGACUGGGCAAUGAAAUUUACACAAUUAAAAUACCGCGAAAAACAAUCAGAUUGGUACGCAAAGAGAGGUUUAAAUUGGCACAUUUGUACUGUUGUGUCACUGAAUAAUACCGAGAAAUUAGAACUUACAUCAUAUGCACACUUGUUCGACUCUUGUACGCAAGAUUGGUUUGCGGUCCUAUCAAUCAUCGAAAAUCUUCUGAGCAAUGUCAAAGCAAAAUAUCCAUCUAUAACUAAAUCACAACAACUUUAUCAUUGCAGCACUUAUGGAUGUCAGUAAACGUGUCGGUAUUCAGGUGGAACGCUAUGAUUAUUCCGAGCCACAACAUGGCAAGGACCUUUGUGACAGAAUACUAUGUCCAUUGAAAACAUCUAUUAGGAAGUUCUGUAACGAAGGCAACGAUAUAACAACAGCGGCUCAAAUGAGAUACGCACUCAAAGAAAGACCUGUUAAAGGUACAACUGCAUCGGUGAACAUUGUGAAUGCAGAAGCGAAUAAGCUCGAAGUAAUGAAGCUUGAAGGUUUUAGUGCCUUUCACAACUUUUGCUUCGAAUGUGAUGGUGUACGCGUAUGGAAAGCGUAUGGAAUAGGAGAUGGAAAGUUGAUUCCAUACGGAAGGUGGCAAAAGACACCACAAGGCCCCACCCUACUGAAAGUAGAAGAAGGACAAGAAUUCUUUAAUCCAAGCUCAAGUCGUGUGGUGAAGGAACCGGUGGAAGAUAAAAGCGAAGUUAGCACAUAUCAAUGUCCGGAAGGUGAAUGUUAUGCCGUUUUUGAGAGAUUAGAAGAUCUCGAUGUACACAUGGAAAUUGGGGAGCACAAGAAGCGCGAGCGUUUGGGUUUAUACGACAAACUUAAACUUGACUGGGUCUCAAGAUUUACAGAACUAACCUUUGAAGAAUAUGAAACCACUAAACCCAAGCAUCAGGAAAAUAUGGGAAAGUCAAAUCUGCCGAAGGGUUGGGCACUCCACAAAUCAAAGGGUGGCGGCAAGCGAUUUCCGAAGGCAGUCAAAGACUAUCUCAUUGCUAAAUAUGAUCUGGGAGAGAAGACAGGAAAUAAAUGUGACCCUGAGAAAGUGGCCGAAGACAUGAGACAUGCCAAGCUACAAAAUGGCGACAGACGAUUUUCACGAGAGGAUUGGCUAAAUAAAUCUCAAAUUAAAAGUUUUUUUUCCAGAAUUACAGCUGCUCGAAGAAAGCAAAGUCAACUAGGUACACAGAUCUCUAUUGAUCCAGAUGAUGAUGAUCUUGAUGAGUGGCUAGAUGAAGUGGAGGUUGUUGAAGGUGCAAAUGAACGCAAUGCAAUAAUGAAUGACGUACUUUCUGAAAUUGCCCUACAACAUCCUAUUAUACAUGAUACAUAUAAUCUAUGUGAAUUACGCCAACGUAACGAAUUGAAAAAUUUCAAUGUCAAAAUGCUGAAAGAAAUCUGCAGCGAAUUAGAAGUACAAUAUAAGUCUCGCGAUACCAAGAUGAUUAUAUUGGACAAGCUGGCAACUGAACUUUCAAAGUGCACCUGCAGUAACAUCUAA